Pediculus humanus corporis (human body louse) is the source of this 1587-nucleotide messenger RNA. Its product is annotated as Nucleoporin p58/p45, putative. Gene Ontology annotation, cellular component: nuclear pore. Gene Ontology annotation, molecular function: structural constituent of nuclear pore. Bases 1 to 1587 code for a protein of 528 amino acids. The record is from RefSeq and is a predicted model, not a curated record. Gene Ontology annotation, biological process: nucleocytoplasmic transport. Lineage: Eukaryota; Metazoa; Arthropoda; Insecta; Psocodea; Pediculidae. The transcript has 6 exons.
AUGUCUGGGUUUGGAAAUUUUAGUUUUAAUUCAUCGGGAACAAAUUUAUUCGGUUCUAAACCGCCGGAACAAGCCUCUACCGGAUUUUCUAGUACUGUCACCAAUGCUGCUACAACAAACACGGCACCAUCAUUUGGAACUGCAGGAACUCCAAACUUAAUGGGAGCUCAGCCUGGAGCUCCUGCUUUCAAUACCGGUUUUGGAGUUAAACCACCAGCAACUACCUCUGUGGCCUCAACUGGUUUUACAUUUGGAGUUCCAUCAGUAAAUACAUCUUUAAGUACUUUUGGUACCUUUGGAUCUACAAAUGCUUCUGGAUUUGGAACAACUGCAUCCUCUACUCCUCAAACAUCCAAUACGGGAUUUACAUUUCCUUCAGCAAAUGUGACCUCCACCACUUCCUCUACAAUGCCCACUGCAAAUUUAGGAACUGCUAUACCCACUACUUCAAACUUAGUUUUUGGAACUGGAGUUAAUUCAGCUGUAACUUCAAGUAUUACUACAGUUUCAACCACAACAUCAACUGGUUUUACUUUUUCUCAAACUUCUACUAAUACUACAAACAUGGGCUUUGGACUACCAAAAACAACUGGAGGUUUCACAUUUGGAACACUUACAACCACCACCCCAACUUUUAAUCUUGGAACUUCCACAACAACCACACCUUCACUGGGUGGAGGAUUAUUCGGAGCUCCCAAAACCACUACUAUUAUUUCUAUGACUUCUUCAAAUAAAAACAAUUCAAUGGGAUUAGGAGGAAUCGAUAAGACACAAACAACUCAAGGGUUAUCUGGUUCUGGAACAUUAGAACCUAAACAAACUAAAGAUCAUACAUUACCUGAUGUAAUUUUUCAAACACUAAAUGAUUUCCAAAAUUUUACAAAACAGCAAAAAAGCAUUAGUGUGGAAAUUUCACAUGGUAGCUCCAAACCUCUUAAAAAAGUUCAAGGAGAUAUAGAAGCCAUGGAAUCUCUCCUAACAACUAUUGCUAGUGGUCUAACAAAAAAUAGUGCAGCUGCCGAUAAAUUGAAAGUUGAAACAGCUCAAGCUCUACAUCAAUCAGAAAUGGCUCAAAGAAAUCAUGAAGUGUCUUCAAGUGUAGACUAUAAUAAUUGUGCACCAUCAGAUUAUUUCAAUGAUUUAGUUACAAAAUUUGAGACUGAUGCAGUUAGGUUAAGAGUUCAAAUUGAAGCUUCCGAAAAACAUUUAAAAUCUUUGACUCAAUGCUCGACAAUAUCUCCUCAAGAAUUGACAUUAGCUAUGCGAAGACUUCAUGAAACCCUCAUCGUAUUAGCCGCUCGAGCACAAUCUUUACAUACGACUAUUCAAUCGCAAAAAGAACAGUUCAAAAAUUUAAGAAGAGUCUACUUUAAAGACGACACUAAUAUUUUUGAUAAUGAAACGGAUCAAAAUCGAAUCAAAAAGCAAACAAUGUUUUCCUUACACAGUUUAACCGGCCCCACUCCCUUUUCCGAAAAUAUCGGAUCUGGAUUUCCGUUAAAAGUUGAUGGACUUGCCAUGUUGGCUAGCUCUGCAGCCAAUCCUAUAACCAUUCCAACCACUUCAUUUAGUGUUAGUAAUAAAUAA